AUGCGCGAGCCCCGGGCUGGCUUUGCUCGGAACACGGAGUACCUCGAGCCCGCUUCUCCGCAAGUCACCAGGCUGGAAUACGGGGACUUUGACCCCCCUAUCGUCCAGGAUUUUACUGGUCAGAAAGUUUGUGGCGCAUGGCGGCGGCUCCGACAGCUCUGCAGGCACCUCGAAGUGCUGGCCGACCUAAAUCCCCCUCCCGCGGCAUGCUCGCGCUCGACGUGGAUAUGCAGGCGGGGGGCGCCGCAGCGUCUGCGGCAUGCCACAGGCCACUUCAGUGGUUUACUCCCGCUCUCCGAGGCGAGACCCACUUCGCUGUGUGUUCCCAUCUUCCGAAGGGCCUCACCGAGGGCGGGGCCGUCCUGGUCGCCGAUGCACGUCUCUCGCUCGGGCGCACACCGGAUCGAGAUACGCCCGCACGAGGAAGACCCCGACAUGACGUCACCGCCUACGUGCAAUACCGGCACCGAGUAUCUACGCUGCGCGGAACGGCGGCAUCGCCCCACGCCGCGUACUGUAGAAGAAGCAAGCGUGCACGACUCGAUCGCUGCCCCGACUCCGCGCGAGCUCGAAGGCGACCUCUUUCCGCACCUCCGAACGUCCGUCGUCCCUCUCUCCGCGCCCGCGAGCGCUGCUGCAAUGCUCCGCUGUGUCUACUUCGCUUGGCCAGCGAUCUUCGCCUUCCUCGCUCCCAUCUCCUUGGCGUCCGCUGCGGCCCUCUCCCGCGUCCAGGUGAGUGCGCCCGAGUCUUCAUGUGGUUCGACGUCCACUGAUGGACACUUGCUGGCGAAGCGCGACACGAGCGGAGUGUUCGUGUGCAUUGAUAUCGACUGGGGUGGCGAUUGCACGACGAUCCACACGCCGCUUAACCAGUGCAUGCAGUUCGACGAGCAGUUCUCAAAGCAGGUUUCGAGUAUGCGCAGCUUAGACGAACAGACCGACUGCGACGACCCCUCGCUGUGGAUGUUCGACUCAACCGGACACAGCGACGGCGGGAUCCCCGACGUUCCCGAGGGCCAAGGGGGCCCGACGGUAGAUCAGCUCGAGCUCGACUUCAACGACCAGAUGACGGCGUUCGAGUGCUGGAAUAUUUGUUGA
Epithele typhae is the source of this 1098-nucleotide messenger RNA. RefSeq lists its product as uncharacterized. The record is from RefSeq and is a predicted model, not a curated record. Bases 1 to 1098 code for a protein of 365 amino acids. The transcript is spliced from 5 exons. Lineage: Eukaryota; Fungi; Basidiomycota; Agaricomycetes; Polyporales; Epitheliaceae.